Messenger RNA from Asterias rubens (European starfish), 1863 nucleotides. RefSeq names its product sodium-coupled monocarboxylate transporter 1-like. The record is from RefSeq and is a predicted model, not a curated record. Gene Ontology annotation, biological process: sodium ion transport; transmembrane transport. The transcript has 15 exons. Gene Ontology annotation, molecular function: symporter activity. Lineage: Eukaryota; Metazoa; Echinodermata; Asteroidea; Forcipulatida; Asteriidae. The coding region runs from base 46 to 1863 and encodes 605 amino acids. Gene Ontology annotation, cellular component: membrane.
GCUCAGUCGUUCAUUCUUCCUGGCUCAGUAAUUACAAUCGCUACUAUGGACGGUCAUUACCCUGGUGAUGUUGGCAGUUUUGAGGUUUGGGAUUAUGUAGUCUUUGGUGGGAUGCUUAGUGUGUCUCUUGGCAUUGGGUUUUAUCAUGGAUGUACGGGAGGAAAACAAAAGACAACCCAAGAGUUCCUGCUAGCAGACCGAAGCAUGAACCCCAUCCCAGUGGCGAUGUCUCUGGUAGCAAGCUUUAUCUCUGCAAUCACGGUACUCGGCACGCCAGCUGAGGUUUACAUCAACGGGGCAGCGUUCUGGUUGUUCGCCAUUUCCUACCCUAUUGUGGCCAUUUUGGUGUCCAGACUCUUCAUUCCGGUCUUUUUCAGGCUAAACGUAACGAGUGCAAAUGAGUAUCUGGAGAAACGCUUCAAUAAAGCUGCGAGGGUAUCGGGUACAAUUACAUUUUUCAUCAAUAUGGUUUUGUAUUUGGGAAUUGUCAUCUAUACCCCUGCCUUGGCCCUCAAUGCAGUUACCCACAUCAGUUUAUGGGGAUCUGUUCUAGCAACAGGACUUGUAUGCGCGAUCUACACAACUGUGGGUGGUAUGAAGGCAGUGCUAUGGACAGACGUCUUCCAAACCUGCGUCAUGAUGGCAGGUUUUCUAGCUAUCAUCAUAGAAGGUUCCUCAAGACUUGGUGGAUUUGGAAGAGUCUGGACGAUUGCAGAAGAAGGGGGAAGGAUCGACAUUUGGAAUUUCAAUUUCGAUCCAAGUAUUCGUCAUACAUUUUGGUCGGUUGUCGUUGGAGGGACUUUCAGUUGGUUAACGACUUAUGGGGUCAACCAGUCUCAAGUUCAACGCUACAUAACAACAGGAUCCGUCAAAAGAGCUAGAAUAUCGAUAUUUCUGGCAGCUUUUGGGAUGAUCGUCGUUGUUUCCAUGUCCUGUUUCUCCGGCCUAGUGAUGUAUUCUUACUAUGCUGAUAAACAAUGCGAUCCCUAUUCAAGUAACAAGGUUUCUGAAACAGACCAGCUUGUUCCUUUCUUCAUGUUGGAUUUGUUUGGUUCCAUCCCCGGUCUUCCUGGCCUUUUCACUUCAGCAGUAUUCAGUGCUGCACUCAGCACGGUAUCCUCUGGAUUGAACGCACUGGCUGCAGUAACAGCUGAAGAUCUGGUCAAGCCAUGCUUUCCUCGAAUGAGUCAAGAAAGAUAUACACUAGUAACCAAAGGAAUCGCUCUUGGGUUCGGAGUGUUGUCAAUCUUCGCUGCUUUCGUCACUUCAUUUCUAAAACAAGGAGUGUUAGAGAUAGCCAUCAGCUUGUCCAGUGUUACAGGAGGUCCUCUACUGGGACUGUUUAGUCUGGGUCUCUUCUUUCCAUGGAGCAAUUCAAAGGGUGCCGUUGUAGGGUUGAUCUGUGGGUGUUCAUUCGGCUUCUGGGUCGCCAUUGGGUCUAUUUUCUACCCACCCUAUUCUUACAAGCCCCCGCUGAUAACAAGUGGAUGUAAUAUUACCAUGACUACACCACUGACAUCACCUUUUAUGACAACAGCCGAGGCAGAUCCAGCUGACAGACCCUUAAUUACUGAACUUUACACGCUGUCAUACACGUGGUAUGCCUGCACCUUCUGGCUGGUAACCGUCACAGUGGGCCUAGUUGUUAGUUUCAUUACAGGUCCCACUAAAAGGAAAGAUAUUGAUCCCGUUUUGAGGUCACACUGUGUGGAUGGCCUGUAUUGCUAUCUACCUGAAGCGAUCAAGAAACCUUUACGAUGCGGGGAUGACAAGUUGGUCUAUUACGAAGAAGAUGAAGACAAAGACGAAGACGUGUUUAAAGUGACUGAAGAUAAAGACGUGAUGACAAGUACCGCCAUGUGA